UGCCAGGGAAACAGGGAAGAGGCGCUUCGGUCCGCCCGGCUUGCAGGGGUCCCUCCGGGCAGAUAGCCUGACCCCUGCGGACCCCCACUGGCGGCCAAUUGCCGGGCCCCGCCGAACCCUGCCAGGCGAGGGGCUGCCCCGACCGCUGGGCAGGAGCGGGAAGGCCGCCCCGCCCCUCAGGCAGGCCCGAGGCGCGGCGGGAGCCCGGUGGCAGGAGGAAGGGAGGUUUGGCCGGGCCGUCAGUGCGGCCGGGCCGGAGCGGCGGGCGGGCGGCAUGGGACCGCUGCUGUGGUGGGACCAGCUGCGGGCCGGCAGCUCGGAGGUGGACUGGUGCGAGGACAACUACACCAUCGUGCCCGCCAUUGCCGAGUUCUACAACACGAUAAGCAACGUCUUGUUUUUUGUUUUACCACCCAUAUGUAUGUGCUUAUUCCGUCAAUACGCAACCUGUUUCAACAGUGGGAUAUAUUUAAUAUGGACUCUGCUGGUUGUGGUUGGAAUUGGUUCUGUUUACUUUCACGCCACCCUCAGUUUCCUCGGCCAGAUGCUGGAUGAGCUGGCUAUUCUCUGGGUCCUGAUGUGUGCUCUUGCCAUGUGGUUCCCUAGGAGAUACCUGCCCAGAGUUUUUCGGAAUGACAGGAGCCGAUUUAAAGCUGCCGUGGGUGUCCUAUCUGGAGUUACUACCUGCCUCGCCUUCAUUAAGCCUGCCAUCAACAACAUCUCCCUAAUGACUCUGGGUGUUCCCUGCACAGCUUUGCUUAUUGCUGAGUUGAAGAGGUGUGAAAACCUGCGUGUGUACAAACUGGGUCUCUUUUCAGGUCUUUGGUGGAUGCUAGCACUUUUCUGCUGGAUCAGUGACAAAGCGUUUUGUGAGAUCUGGUCCUCAUUUAACUUCCCCUAUUUGCACUGUGUAUGGCAUAUUUUGAUUUGCCUUGCGGCAUACCUGGGCUGUGUCUGCUUUGCUUACUUUGAUGCUGCCUCUGAGAUCCCUGAGCAGGGCCCUGUCAUAAAAUUCUGGCCCAGUGAAAGAUGGGCGUUCAUCGGGGUACCCUAUGUCACCCUCCUCUGUGCAAACAAGAAAACACCUGUGAAGAUCACAUGAAGUUGGCCAUGGAAUGGAGAUGGAGUUUCAACUUACAUUCCAGCACAGUAUUUAAAUUAUGGUAAAUGAAUAGGGUUGUAUUUUAUCUUCUUCCUAAGAUAUGCAGUGCUUCCGGUGUCAUAAAAAGAGGAGGCAUUUGUGUUCUUUCCUCUCUCUGGAGAGGAGAGAGAAAGAGGGAAAGUGGAGGCUCUUGAACACUAACCACUAGCUUCUCUGGUUGGCUCGGUUUUGCACUGUGUUUUCAAUGUAGCAUUUCUUUUGAUAAAAGCUCUUUCCAAAUACCAGGGUCAAGGAAUGAUGUUUCUGCAGUAGGUCACCUCUGGUGCUUGAUUCACUGCUUUUGAAACUUCUGGCUUAAGGCUUUCUUUGUGAAAGAAGCCAGUCCAAGAUGCCUACAUGCCAUCCUGUGUCCUUCUCAGCUCUGAUUUUGAUGUGGUUGCACAUGGCCACAAGAGUGUGCUCAAAGCAUGAGCUCCUCCCAGCCUGGCAUGUAACACAGGGAGUCCAGCUGUGCAUCACAUUGGAUCACAGAGUAUGUGGUUGCUUUCCCAAGUACAACAGAAGACCAGUGCUAAGUGUUUGCAACUGGGUAACUUGAUCAGUGCAAUUAGGCAGUGUAAAUGCAGGAAUAGCUAACAGAAGAUUCAGUCUUUAAAACUAAGUAGAAGUUCAAGGGUUUUGAAUUUUUCUGUAUUUCCACUGACCUGUGGACAUUUGUAUGCUGCAUAUUUCCCGUUUACAGACAUGUCACAGAAAUCCCCCCUCUACCUCUGCAGACACAUUCGGUGUUGAGGUUGGCAUGGAAUCUCACACAGAAGUGUGAACAUUAACUUCAGUAAGAGCUCAGGUCAGCAUAGAUUGGCAGUGUGAUUAAACUAUAAACACUCAGAGGUGCCUAGCCAUAUGCAGCCUAAUUUGAGAGUUAACUUCUCACCAAUGCAUUGCAAAGUGAUGUGAACAAUAGUCCAGUGCUCUGCUAGUUAUACUUUAGAAAAAAAUAGAUAGUUUAAAAACCAAGCUGAAGAUUUCAAUUUCAGUGAGCAAUGAAAUGUGGCACAGAGUCUUGCAUUCUUACAAAAGAAUAGUAGAUUCAAAUUUUCCGUUUGUUUUUAGCUUGUUUUGUAAAGAUAAGGGAUGUCUAGAUCCUCUUAGUUUUAAGGUUAUACUUUGGGGCUGAGGUUCAGGAAUGGCUGUGGUUCUUGCAAGAAAUUUAUGCUAGGUCUGUUCAAAAAUGAUGCAAAGGGCAGGCAUGUUUUUCAAAUAUUAGUAAUUGUAGCUGCUAAUAGCUGCAGCCUUGGAGAAAAUAGGGUCUGCUUACAUUCCACCUAAUAUCAGAACUGUAAAUGGUUAAGGCUUUGGAUAUACACUUUUAUUAAUAAGUGAUAAUUUCUUUCUGAAUAUAAGACCAGGAAAUACCAUUUCCUCUGUGCUUCGCUAAGAAGACUCACAUUGUACUUGUUUUUUAUCAAUAUGAAAAUGUACUCUAUACAGUAUCAUCUUUAGGAAAGUGGCUUUUAACAAGAACUUUGGGGUGAAUUAACUUUCAAGCAUUGUAAAACUUUUCAGAUAACUUUUGUAUUCAAAUUUAUGCUUAGAAAACAAGAGCUAAGGUGUAUGCUGUUAGACUUAAAGCAAAGUUGUUAGUGGGAGAUAUGACUGUCUUCUGAGAACUUCAAAGUGGGUAAGUAGCCUAAUGCCAGAUUGACUGACAGAUCAUAAAAGCAGCAAAAUCUGUUCAUUGGAACAAUGCAGAUUUAUACCACUUGCUGGCAGAUUUGCUGAGAGAAACGUGUUUUGGAUACACAGUCAUAAUUUUUGUAUGAAACUUGUUUGUAAAAAUUCAUACAGUCACGUUUGUUACUCGUUGAAACACAGUGGCUUUUUCCUUUUCUUUCCUCUGUCCCUAGUUAUGAAAUGCUCAGUUUCAAACACAUCUCAGGUAUUGAAAGUCAUAUGAUUAGAUCCUUAUACAGAUAGGCUUGCUGGCUGGAACCUAGCUAAGGCUGCUGAUGCCUGACACGACCCUACUUUGAGUAAGAUUUUUUGAUAUUGUUUGCUAAAUUAUUAUGUUAUGGUAAAUAAGUUAUUUUCAGUAUUGCUUGGGAAAUUAGUAACUGCAGACAUAAUCUACUAUUCAAAGUUACUGGAGCCUUCAUACUUAAUACUUUGUUUGAAAGCAACCUCUGACUCAAAGGGCUCUCAUCAACCGGCUGUCAACUGCUGUCUUCUGCUCUGCAGAGUCUGACUGCUCACAAAGAAGUAAUUUUAUAAUUUAAAAAAUGACAGUAGUGCAUUCAGCUAUUGUAGAGGUGAAUGAAUGCAGGUACAGGCCAAGAGUCAUCUCCUGUAUUUUUAUUAACUAACCUCUAGCCUUUUUACUCUUCAUAGGAGAUUCUGUGAACAAAGAUCACUAUCUGAUAUUCAGACCUCCACUGUAGAAAUGGUUUGGAGUAUUCUACUGUAACAGCAGCACACCACUUUUAGAUGUAGCUACUGCACUUUAAAUUAAUAUUAACUUAUAUGUUCUGUCAAAAGCUACAUUUAUUUCAAAAAAGAAAAACGUAGUUUUUACCAGAUUCACAGCUUUACGGAUUGCACUUUGGACUAAGGCUCCAGUUCACGAUAACAUUAGUACCCAAAGAAGUAUGUGAUUGGCAUACAAAGGGAUUUGUGCACUGUCCUGACCAUAUAGAUGAAUGGACAUGCGCACAAAUAGCUGUGUUGUGGUGGAGUAUAAAGUGAUGGAUAUGCACCCUCAGGUUUUAAAGCCCCAGAAUGCUUUCUUCCCUUGCCAGCAGGAAGUGAGUGGGUUCCGAGUCCUUAGGUUCAAUUAGUAUUUUAGUUUAAUUAGUGUGAUGCAAUAGUGUGUUGAGCAUAGUGUAGAUGCUGUAUAUUGGCGUGUAAUAUCUGUCAUUCCUUGAAUGUUAAACUUUAGGAUGUUUAAGAAAGGAUGUUUAGCUCUCAGUGAUGGCAAAUGCCCAAUUCACAGUCACUAAAAUCUCAAUAACUAGUAUGUAAGGAGUGGUGUUGGAUUUUUUUCUUCAGUCUCCAUUGAAGUCUGUAUACUGAAUGUUCGUGGAAAGUAUGUAAUAUUUUGCAACAUUAAAUUGCUUUUGGAAUAAA
Grus americana (Whooping crane) is the source of this 4225-nucleotide messenger RNA. It is a transcript of the gene ACER2, whose product is annotated as alkaline ceramidase 2. Bases 275 to 1102 code for a protein of 275 amino acids. Lineage: Eukaryota; Metazoa; Chordata; Aves; Gruiformes; Gruidae. Gene Ontology annotation, cellular component: membrane. The record is from RefSeq and is a predicted model, not a curated record. Gene Ontology annotation, molecular function: hydrolase activity, acting on carbon-nitrogen (but not peptide) bonds, in linear amides. Gene Ontology annotation, biological process: ceramide metabolic process. The transcript is spliced from 6 exons.